This is a messenger RNA of Suillus bovinus, 765 nucleotides long. RefSeq lists its product as uncharacterized. The coding region runs from base 1 to 765 and encodes 254 amino acids. The record is from RefSeq and is a predicted model, not a curated record. Lineage: Eukaryota; Fungi; Basidiomycota; Agaricomycetes; Boletales; Suillaceae. The transcript is spliced from 5 exons.
AUGACACAUUUCAGAGUCUUCCUCGGCGCCCCGUCCGCCAGUAAUCUCAAAAAAGACUCGAUUGGUUCGCCCUCCCAAAUACUACUGUAUCCUCCCGCAACACUCGAGGCCGCGAGCAGACGAAUAUCUUUGUUCUACCAGAACAUUAUAUUCGACGAUUAUGAACAGACGACGGUGAUAACCUGGCCUCCGACCCCUGUUGCAGAUACAACUGGUGUACCUUCAUUCCUGCGUAUAUCGCAAUCUCAGUCACAGUCUCAGCUUGCUGCGAUGGAUCAAACACAGGAAACCACCUCUGUGUCUUACUCGGACGCGUCUUCUAUAGCCCGCUUCCCUCAUUUUCAGAUUAACCUUCACAAGGGAAGAAAAGUGAAUAUAUUACUCGCUACGCUAGAAGUGGAAGGCCCCGAUACAGUGCGUGUGAAGAAAGGCCCAGACGCAGGGAAAGAAGUUUCAGUUCUUAAAAUGAUUCUGGGUGAUGAAGAUGGAUCAGUGUGUAAGCUCACCGCAUGGCGUGGACGUUGCAGAUGCCUGGGGUGCAUUGGGCAUCUCGCACCAACGUGCGAGCCAGGCAGCUCGAUCACCCUCACCGCUUCUCCGUAUAACAAGCCCACCGCGGAGAUUUGCUUUCGGACCAUGCCUUACACACGUGAGGACAACCGUCUCCGGCCGGACCUCCGGCUCGGGAAAAGCGACGCCGCCGUCAAGAAGGUCGCUGCAUUGGCCCACUGGUUCGAGCAAAUGGCGGGUUUGGUGGUUAGUUAA